AUGGCAUCGCCGCCAAAACCGUGGGAAAGACCAGGCGCAGCGUCUGGAACGACUGCAACUCUUUCUUCCCCAUCCUCAGCCGCUCCAGCUGCGACAACAACUGCGACUCCCAACGCACUUUCCAAUCCCGCCAUGGCGACUUCCACCACAACCGCGUCCGGUACCCCGCCGAUACCGCCAGUUCCGGCCUCUCUGACCUCUUCGGUCACACAGAACGCGGCUGCUUACAGCAGGCCAUACGCCGCCUCGCCCUAUGGCGGAGGUUACGGUUCAGCCUACUCGUCGCCCUACUCAUCACCAUACAACAGAUAUGGCGCUAUGGGCGGUAUGGGUGGUUAUGGGGGCUAUGGAAGUAGCAUGUAUGGAGGCAUGGGUGGAUAUGGUGGCGGCAUGUACGGAGGAGGCAUGUACGGGGGCGGGAUGCCAGGAGACCCAAACAACCCGGAGAGUCUCACCAACCGCUUCAACAUGAGCACCCAGGCCACCUUCCAGAUGCUCGAAGGCAUUGUGGGCGCCUUCGGAGGAUUUGCCCAGAUGCUGGAGAGCACUUACAUGGCCACGCAUUCCAGCUUCUUCGCCAUGGUAUCUGUGGCCGAACAGUUUGGAAACCUACGUGACACCCUCGGCUCAGUCUUGGGUAUCUUUACCCUGAUGCGUUGGAUUCGCACCCUGAUCGCCAGGAUUACAGGCAGACCCCCACCGGUGGAUGCCACAGCCCUCACGCCCGCUGCGUUCGCCCGCUUCGAGGGCCGCAAGCUUCCCGACGGCAGCGCCCCACCCAAGCCCAGCCGCAAGCCUCUCUUCUUCUUCCUCCUCGCCGCCUUCGGCCUUCCGAUGAUCAUGAGCAGGAUUAUCCGAGGGCUGGCUGCCAGCGCUGAAGAAGAGGAGCGCAAGCGCCAAAUCAUGGCUGCUCAGCAAGUUGUUGACCCCAACAAUCUUGUCUUCUGCCGCGUGCUCUACGACUUUACCCCUGCCAAUAGCGGUCCGGCUGCCGUUCAGGGAGUCGAUAUCCAGGUGCACAAGGGCGACUUUGUUGCCGUCCUGAGCAAGAGCGAUCCCAUGGGCAACCCAAGCGAGUGGUGGAAGUGCCGCGCUCGCGAUGGAAGAAUUGGAUAUCUCCCUGCGAAUUUCCUCGAAGUUAUGCGCAAGCCCAACGAGCCCAUCGCUGCCAUCAAGAACACCCCCGCCAGCGAGAGCAGUAGAACUAGCUCCUUGACCAGCUCCGUCAGCGCCCCUGGCACGCUCAGCACGAACCCCCUGAAGGCCCCCCCGAUGCCGACAACCAAGGUUGGCGACGUGACCGUGGAGAGCUUCCAGAAGUCAACGUUCCAAUCUUAG
Molecule: messenger RNA, 1338 nt
Organism: Podospora anserina S mat+
Lineage: Eukaryota; Fungi; Ascomycota; Sordariomycetes; Sordariales; Podosporaceae
Exons: 3
Coding region: 1-1338 (445 amino acids)
Biological process (GO): protein import into peroxisome matrix, docking
Cellular component (GO): peroxisome; peroxisomal importomer complex; peroxisomal membrane
Molecular function (GO): protein binding
Source: RefSeq, a predicted model, not a curated record